UACGUUUGUAUAAGAAAGAAAAAGAAAAGACUCUGUUUUGAUCUCUCUUACCAUUUAGUUGAAUACAGAAAACAUACUACCAUUUUCUUUUACCCCCCGUCCAAUGGCUCCCAGAUCCAUUGUUUUCUUCCUUCUGUUGAUGUCCUUUGCAGGUGGAAGAGCUCAAUCAAAGCAAUCUGGCCGUAUAAACCCGGGCACUUCACUCUCUCCCACUAAUCAACGGUACUAUUCAUGGGUUUCUCCUGCUGGGCGAUUUGCAUUUGGGUUCUACCAGCAAGGCAGUGGCUUUGCGGUAGGAAUUUGGUUCGUCGGUAAAGACAAGACAAAAGUGGUGUCAGUGGUGUGGACGGCAAAUCGUGAUGAUCCACCGAUCUCCUCAAAUGCAACGCUGGAUUUUACAACGGAGGGUAUGCUUCUUUUGAGAAGUGAGCGAGGACAACAGAAUCUCAUUGCGAAUGCAAUAUGUUCUGUUUCCUAUGCCGCCAUGCUCGACUCAGGCAAUUUUGUGCUUUAUGACAAUGGUUCCAACAUAGUUUGGCAGAGUUUUGAUCAUCCUACCGACACCAUUUUAGGAGGUCAGACUUUGUUCGCCGGAGGUCAACUCUUCUCCAGCUUAACCAGGACUGACCACUCAACCGGAUCACGGUUUCAUCUCAGGAUGCAAGAUGAUGGAAACCUUGUUUUAUACCCAGAAAACACCGGAGACACCUCAGGAGAUGCUUACUGGAGCACAGACACUGUCGGUCAUGGUUCCAAGUUUCACCUUUAUCUCAAUAAUACAGGCACUCUGCUCAUCAUCAACGGCACUAUUUCAGACACAGUUUAUACCUUGUAUGAAAAUAGAGCAUCUUCGGCCCCCAACAAUAAUAUAAUUUAUCGCUCAACUCUUGAUUCUGAUGGAAAUCUCCGUCUCUAUUCUCAUGCCUAUAAUGAAAGUGGCGACUUCAAUGUAUCAACUUUAUGGCAAGCGUUCACAGAUCCAUGUGCUGUGAAAGUUUCGUGUGGUUUCAACAGCUAUUGCACAUUCAACGACAACCAGCCAUACUGUGUUUGUCUUCCUGGGACUGAUUUUGUAUAUCCGAAUGACAGGUCUCUUGGCUGUGAGAGAAACUUUUCGGAAGCAGUAUGUACAGGUGGAAAAGAAAAUGAAGCCUUAUAUCGCAUCCAAACCAUGAAGAAUAUGAAGUGGGGAGAUCGUCCUUAUGUUGAGGCACCAAUGUCAACAAAGGAAGAAUGCAGCAGGUCUUGUUUGGAAGAUUGCAAUUGUGGGGCGGCACUAUUCGAGAGUAAGUCUUGCAAGAAACAAAGUCUUCCGCUCAGAUAUGUAAGAAGAGCUACAAAUUUGGAGACCACGGCAAUUUUUAAGGCUGGUAUAACAAGCCUUAAGAAUAGCAACGAAACUGAUAACCAAGAGAUGCCACUUGAGGACGUACGCAAAACAGCAAUAGUGCAAAUUCUUCUUGUGACUUUAGGCUUUACUGCAUUGUCAUGCGUUGCCCUUGGAAUCUGUGGCAUUUACGUUUUCAAAAGUCGAGUUUUAAGGUACCAAAGGCUAUUAGAAAAUGGAAACCUGGGCCUGAAUGAGGAGGUCACAUUGAGAUUAUUUUCAUAUAAUGAGCUCAAAAGAGCUACAAAUGGCUUCAAAGAAGAGUUAGGUAAGGGCUCCUUCGGAGCAGUUUACAAAGGGGUACUUUUCAAAGGUAGAAGACUUGUUGCAGUAAAGAGACUAGAGAAAUUAGUUGAAGAAGGUGAAAGGGAGUUCCAGGCAGAGAUGCGAGCAAUUGGGAGAACCCACCAUAAGAACUUAGUUCGAUUGCUGGGUUACUGCACCGAGGGCUCUAAAAGGCUUUUGGUUUACGAGUACAUGAGCAAUGGUUCCCUUUCGGAUCUUCUUUUUAGAGCUGAGAGACGUCCAGACUGGGAUGAGAGAGUGAGAAUAGCACGAGAUGUUGCAAGAGGAAUCCUCUAUCUACACGAAGAGUGUGAGGCCCCAAUUAUCCAUUGUGAUAUAAAGCCUCAAAACAUUCUAAUGGAUGAUUUUUGGACCGCUAAAAUUUCUGACUUUGGGUUGGCAAAAUUUUUAAUGCCGGAUCAAACUCGGACCUUCACAGGGAUUCGAGGGACAAGAGGUUACUUAGCACCUGAAUGGUAUAAGAACAACCCAAUAUCAGUGAGGGCAGACGUUUACAGCUAUGGAAUAGUGCUCUUGGAAAUUUUGUGUUGCAGAAGGAACAUAGAGAUUAACAUAUCAAACGAAGACGAGAUGAUUCUUUCUACUUGGAUCUAUAAAUGCUUCAUUGGUAGAGAGUUGGACAAGAUUGUGCGUGGAGAAGAAGUAGAUAAGGCCACCUUGGAGAAUAUGGUUAAGGUUGCACUCUGGUGUAUUCAAGAUGAACCAGCUCUUCGUCCUUCCAUGAAAAGUGUCCUCUUGAUGUUAGAAGGGAUUACUGAGAUAUCUAAUCCUCCAUGUCCAGCUCCUACGUCCAUGUAAACUUUCUCCUAGAAGAAAAAAUUAUAUUUGAUUUCAUGUAGUUUUUAUUUGUUUUAUAUGUUAGCCCUCUUACUAAGUCAAUUGUUACAAUCCUCUACGUGUUAGUAUCCCUGCCUACCUCUUUCAGAUUACUGGGAGUAGCAUUGUGUUAGUCUUGAUAUUUAUGUAAGAGUUCUAAUCCUAGUUGAGUGGGACCUUAAAGUCCUAAUCUUAGUUAGGUAAGAGUCCAAAUCCGGGUGGGACGAUAAGUCCUAAUCCUUGUGUCUAAGUCAAUGUUGUAAGUUCUAUUUAAGUGCAGUACUGGA
Messenger RNA from Corylus avellana, 2796 nucleotides. Lineage: Eukaryota; Viridiplantae; Streptophyta; Magnoliopsida; Fagales; Betulaceae. The record is from RefSeq and is a predicted model, not a curated record.